AUACGCCAAAGCUCUAUAAAUUGAGACUUCAGCCCACAGCAAUCUGAACCAUACAAGAAAACCUCCCUAUUAACCAACCAUGGUUUUCUCCUCAAUGAUUAAGUCCCUUCUCUUCGCCGCAUCCCUCACAAUCCUUCUCGCCAACCCAUCCUCGGCCCAGAACUACAACCACUUGCUCGCCGGUCAGCGUCUCAACACAGGUGAAUCCCUCAGAACUGAUAACUACAUAUUCAUCAUCCAGUACGACUGCAACCUCGUCCUCUACGAAUCUAAUACAGCGAUAUGGGCUUCGGGAACUGACGGUAGGGGUCAAGGCUGCUACCUCACCAUGCAGCACGACGGCAAUCUCGUCGUCUACGACUAUACAAAUACGGCCGUAUGGGCGAGCAACACCGACAGAGAAAAUGGAAACUAUAUCCUUAUAGUACAAAGGGAUCGCAAUGUUGUCAUAUACAGCAAUCCCAUUUGGGCUACGGGGACUAAUUACGCUGGCUCUGUGGGCGUCGUUGUCGCUGCCGCACGUAAUGGGACGGUGGGGGUUUCGGGGGCAAAGCAGAAUAAGGUGCGGGAAAUGGGUAAUAUUAGGGAGGUAAUUAAUUAAGAGCGAGUAAUAGGCAAAAACUUGUGUGUGUAUGAGCAAUGGUAAAUAAGAUAAGCAUGCUUAUAAAUGCAUGCUUUGUGUAUGGUUUCCUGGCCCUGUAUGUGGGAUCGUAUGGAUGAAAUAAAAUGGCUUCUGUUUUCUACUGUCAA
Phalaenopsis equestris is the source of this 750-nucleotide messenger RNA. RefSeq names its product mannose-specific lectin-like. The record is from RefSeq and is a predicted model, not a curated record. The transcript has a single exon. Lineage: Eukaryota; Viridiplantae; Streptophyta; Magnoliopsida; Asparagales; Orchidaceae. Bases 80 to 601 code for a protein of 173 amino acids.